CUAACCCAUCCCCUUCAUCUCCCUUUCUUUGGUGUCUUUGGGUGCUUCUAAUUUCAAUUGAAAACCCCAAAGAACCAAGAUUCUGAUUAGGUUUUUAGUUAUUAAAUUCUGGGAAACACCAUUAAAUUAGGGAAAAGAUGCUUCCUAUUUAUGUUCAUGGCCUACAAUGAUUCUUGAUCACAUGAGUGAAGAUCAAGUCAGAGAUAAGGAAUAAAAAAGAAAGAUAAGUUUGAUUAGUGAACACUGUUAUUCUUUAAGAAAGAUGUGUAGGCUAGAGAGAAAUCCUAGAAACUCCAUAGCUUAGCUUGUUGGAACCCUACUCAAGAUUCAGUUUUUUUCAAGAAAAGAUCAUCAGAAUUCAAGGUUUUGAGGAAAAAGAUCAUCAGAAAUCAGGGUUUUCAAGAGUCUAAGAUUUGGGGUCUUUAGAGAUGGCAGGAGGGUGUAGUAUAGUGUGGUUUAGGAGAGAUCUGAGGGUGGAAGAUAACCCUGCUUUGGCUGCUGGUGUGAGAGCAGGUCAAGUGAUUGCAGUUUAUAUUUGGGCACCAGAAGAAGAAGGUCAUUAUUACCCUGGAAGGGUGUCAAGAUGGUGGUUAAAACAGAGUCUAGCUUUGUUGGAUUCAUCUUUGAAAAACCUUGGAACUUCUCUUGUAACCAAGAGAUCUACUGAUAGUGUUUCUUCACUUCUUGAGGUUAUCAAAUCAACUGGUGCUACUCAGCUUUUUUUCAAUCACUUAUAUGAUCCUUUGUCUCUCGUUAGGGAUCACCGAAUGAAGGAGGUUUUAACCAGUAAUGGCAUAGCAGUGCGUUCCUUCAAUGCAGAUUUGCUAUACGAACCAUGGGAAGUUCUUGAUGAUGAAGGCCGCCCGUUCAAUACAUUUACAGAAUUUUGGGACCGGUGUCUUAGCAUGCCAUAUGAUCCUGAGUCUCCACAACUCCCACCGAAGAAGAUAAUCUCAGGCGACUUAUCAAAAUGCCGUUCAGAAACACUGGUUUUUGAGGACGAAUCGGAGAAAGGAAGCAACGCCCUUCUUGCUCGGGCAUGGUCACCUGGUUGGAGCAAUGCCGACAAGGCACUAGCGGCAUUCAUUAGCGGGCCAUUACUAGAAUACGCCAAGAACCGUAGAAAAGCCGAUAGCGCAACAACCUCCUUCCUAUCUCCACACCUUCAUUUUGGAGAAGUUAGCGUACGAAAAGUCUUCCAUUUGGUACGAAUCAAACAAGUCCUCUGGGCCAACGAAGGAAACACAGCUGGUGAAGAGAGCGUAAAUCUGUUCCUAAAAUCCAUUGGUCUUCGGGAAUAUUCAAGGUACAUGAGUUUUAACCAUCCGUAUAGUCAUGAAAGGCCUCUUUUGGGGCAUUUGAAGUUCUUCCCAUGGAUAGUAGACGAGGGUUAUUUUAAGGCUUGGAGACAAGGUCGAACAGGCUAUCCGUUGGUCGAUGCCGGCAUGAGAGAAUUGUGGGCCACUGGGUGGCUGCACGAUAGGAUAAGAGUCGUGGUAUCGAGUUUCUUUGUGAAGGUUUUACAGUUACCAUGGAGAUGGGGCAUGAAAUAUUUCUGGGAUACGCUGUUGGAUGCCGAUCUUGAGAGUGAUGCUUUAGGCUGGCAAUAUAUCUCGGGUACUUUGCCUGAUGGCCGUGAGUUUGAUCGUAUCGAUAAUCCUCAGUUUGAAGGCUAUAAAUUCGACCCAAAUGGAGAAUACGUUAGGAGGUGGCUUCCUGAGCUUGCUAGACUACCAACCGAAUGGAUCCACCACCCAUGGGAUGCACCAGAAUACGUACUUCAAGCUGCUGGUAUCGAGCUCGGUUCCAACUACCCUCUCCCAAUCGUCAAAAUGGAUGCGGCAAAAGCACGAUUACAAGAAGCGCUUGCGCAAAUGUGGCAGCACGAAGCGGCUUCUAGAGCCAUUCUCGAAAAUGGAAUAGAAGAAGGGCGUGGAGACUCAUCUGACGAUGCUCCAAUAGCUUUCCCUCAAGAUAUGGAGAUGGAAAUGGACGAAAAUACCCUCAGGACCAAUCCUACGACCACCACGAUCCGCCAUUACGAAGAUCAAAUGGUUCCUAGUAUGACAACAUCGUUGUUAAGGGGAGGCGGAGAAGAAUCGUCUUCGGAUCUUGCAAAUCUAGCGGAAGAUAGCAGGGCUGAGGUUCCAACUAAUCAGGGUGUAGAUAAUGCUCAAACGGCAAGAACGGAUGAUAUGCAGCCACAGAUGGAUAUCACACGAGCGUUGAGAAAUGGCGAUGAUUUGGCGGUUGAAUCCUCUAACAGUUCUGGUUCAAGUUCGAGGGAAAGAGACGGGGGUGUCGUGCCGGUGUGGUCACCUUCAUCUUCUAGUUUCACAGAGAAUUUUGUCGGUGAAGAUAGUUCUUAUUUGCAAAGGCAUCCGCAAUCACACCAAUUAAUCAACUGGAGGCGGCUUUCCCAAACCGGGUGAUCUGUGUCGUGAAUGCGAGAGGGUAGCCGCCGUGUGGGAUAAUCUCGGCUCUCCGUUUUCCAAUCCGACUUCAUCUAACGGUGGACAAACUUGGGGCAGCAAUUUCAGAUUUGAAAUCCGAAAGAUAAAGCUUCUAUCCUUCUUUUAGGUCUCUGUUGUGCCGUAUUUCCGCUUAUUCUGUAUAGUAACUGUUAGUGAUAUAGUCUAUAUACUUACAUGCAUAUACGUAUAUAUUAUAUAUAUGUAUAUGUAUGCAUGUAUGUAUGUAUUUAUGUUCAUUAUCAUCUUUUAGGGUUUUGUAUUUCAGCUCAUUGACCAAUCUUGUACGCUAUAUAU
Molecule: messenger RNA, 2768 nt
Organism: Cynara cardunculus var. scolymus (artichoke)
Lineage: Eukaryota; Viridiplantae; Streptophyta; Magnoliopsida; Asterales; Asteraceae
Product: cryptochrome-1-like
Exons: 5
Coding region: 429-2432 (667 amino acids)
Biological process (GO): blue light signaling pathway; entrainment of circadian clock by photoperiod; circadian regulation of gene expression
Cellular component (GO): cytoplasm; nucleus
Molecular function (GO): FAD binding; blue light photoreceptor activity; DNA binding
Source: RefSeq, a predicted model, not a curated record